UUGCACAAAUAUUUGUACCCCUAUUGAACACCCAAUUUUGAAUUUUGUAUUACAUAAUCACACAUACCACAAAAAUAUACAUACACAUCAUCCAAACCCCACCGCUUCCACACAACCGCCGCCGCCAUGGACUUGCCGGAGUUCUCAUCAGGCCGGUCGCCGAGGAGGGAGCUCCAGGGACCUCGCCCCACGCCGCUCAAAGUCCGGAAAGAUUCCCACAAAAUCAGAAAGCCACCGGUAGCGCCGCCGACGGCCGGCCAUCUACAACCGCCGCCCCACGCGCCGCCGCGGCCACCGGUCAUCAUAUACACCGUCUCCCCCAAAAUCAUUCAUGCAAACCCUAACGAAUUCAUGUCGCUGGUCCAACGCCUCACCGGCCCCAACUCCGCCUCCUCCUCCACCUCCUCCUCCGCCGCCUCCGCCGCCGCCUUCCACGACGCCGGCGGGUCGGUCUCCCCGGCGGCCCGGUUCGCCUCCAUUGAAAAAACCCGGUCCCCGGGCGGUCGAAAUAAACCUCUCCUGCCUGACCCCCAAAAUCUAGGGUUUCCAGAAGGAAUCGAAUUCGCCGGCGACGUCCACCGUACCGGCCAAUUCCCCGGAAUCCUUUCCCCAAACCCUAAUUCUCUGCCGCCGAUUCCGCCGAAAUUCUUCUCCCCGCCAUCGGAGAACAUUAAUCCUCUGAGCUAUUUUCCAGAUUUGAGCCCGGUUCAGAACAGCAGCCGGAUUAAUUUCACAGACACCGCCAAUUUCUUGCUGCCGAGUCCAUCCCCGACAGCAUUUAUUUCUCCAUUGCCGAACAUCAACAUGCCUUCUCCAAACACCAUAGAUCUUUUCCAUAGCUUAUUUGACUUGUAGAAAAUCAGGCAGAGGGAUCGGAUUAAAUUCAAACCCGCCCCCAAAACAACAACAGAUUAAAUAAUUUGUUCUUAUACAGCAGUGCUGAUUCAUCAUCAUCUUCUUCAUCAAUGGAGAGGAAUCGAAAUGGGAAUUGAGGGGCAGAAUUGGAAAUUCAAAUGGACUGUGUCUCAAGGAAGACGAAGGCACGAAGCCUCCACUCAGUAGGUGUAUUCAAUUCAAUUAGUUUUCUCCUUUUCUUUUUGUUUCUGCUUUAUUAGUUUUGCAGUUGAAAAUUUAAUUUUGUGGGGGCCAUUAAAGAUAAAUAGAUCAUAUAUAUAUAUAGACACACAAAUAUAUAUACAUACAUUGUUUUUGGCUCAAAGAUCUGUCUUUUUGGCUUUGUUAUAAUCAUUUAAAAAAAUUAUUAAUUAAAUUAAUUCAUGUUCAUCAUAUAAUUUUCAGCCUGCAGUGUUUUUUACUCAGUCAAACUUGCAAUCAUGGGAU
This is a messenger RNA of Andrographis paniculata, 1341 nucleotides long. RefSeq names its product protein MKS1. Gene Ontology annotation, cellular component: nucleus. The record is from RefSeq and is a predicted model, not a curated record. Bases 127 to 855 code for a protein of 242 amino acids. Lineage: Eukaryota; Viridiplantae; Streptophyta; Magnoliopsida; Lamiales; Acanthaceae. The transcript has a single exon.